Triticum urartu is the source of this 2080-nucleotide messenger RNA. The record is from RefSeq and is a predicted model, not a curated record. NCBI's taxonomy places the organism in Eukaryota, Viridiplantae, Streptophyta, Magnoliopsida, Poales, Poaceae.
GUGUUACUACAAAGCAAUUCAUGUAGAACCGUCUAUGAUCUAGAGCAUAUUUUUUUCAAGCUUGGAAAAGUUCUGAAAACUUUAUACAGGCAAAAAAAAUUAAGAAAUUUGUUAAAAAAGCAUCACAAGUGAUAAGUACUGUAACUAAACUAUCUAGAAAUCAAAAUAAAAACUAAACUAUCCACUUUGUUGUUUUUGCACGACACAAAAUUGCUUGUUCUUUUAUCAUUUUGGAUGAAAGUUUUAUUAGGUAGCUUAGUAUAAGACUGUUAAGAGGUUUACUAAGCAUGAAAAUAUUAGUUAUUAUUUUCAGAAAAUAUUGAAUUUUCAUCUGUGAUGCACUAGAGGUCAUAUCUGUUAUACGAAGGCUUUUUUAUCUUAAAUUUGGAAUGAUAGAAAAUUUUGACAAAAGUGAUUUUAUUGGAUCAAAAUGGAUCGUCAGGAGGAUACAAAGCACAAUGAGCACAUCUGGUCUUUGCAUAGCUAGGAUGCAGACCGCCAACACCAACGCACACACAAGAACACGCUGUGUGGAGACUUUACGGUCCCCAUUGCCAGGUUAGAUCGACUACAUAGCCGCACCAAGUUGGCCCAUCCAUUGGCCAGCGGGCUGCGAAAACCUCUUCACACAAAGUCGAUAAUAAUCAACCAAUGGGGCGCCAGCAGGCAGUCAAGUCACGCGAUGUACACCCUCUAGUGCCACCAGGAUUUAUCGAAAAUCUUGGGGUAUCGGAUGGAAUAUGCCUCAUAGCUGUGACGUGCACACUGGCCAGCUGUCUAGUCAAUUUCCAAGUGUCUCAAUUAAGCGAUGAUGGUUUUACCAACAAAGAAUAUAGUGAGUUGGUAACUGGCACAGUGGAGGUUGCCAUCUCCGUCCCAUAUAUAGUUGUGAAAUCGCACGAGUGCUUGUCCAAUCUGCGGGUGCGGAAGUCAUGGAUCACAUGCCGUCCUAAUGUCUGGAUUUUCAGAGACGCAGUCAUUCUUGUGCUCAUAGCUUACGUGAUAUUAGUGGACAUCAGCUUGAGCUUCGUCUGGCUCGCCAUCUUUCCAGUCAUAGCUCUUGUUUUCAUACGAGCGUUGCACCUCAAGUUCAAUCGGCGUACUGGGGGCAGCAGUCGUAAAGUUAAUCCAGGAUCUUCUAACGCCGCUGAGACUAAAAUGAAAACUAUGGAGGUUGGGAUCAUUGUGAUGAUGACGCUGGGGGCGCUACUGCUUAUGGACCAGCUUCCAGACCAUGCAGCUGCCCAGUUCACCAUCUCACAGUUCCUCCUGUUCCUAAGCUGCACGGUGGCGGCAUUGACGCGCAUGGUGAUGAAGCUGCCCGCUGGCGCCUCACCGGGCAUAGCACUGGCGACGGAGAUGCUCCACAAGACCUUGCUUCUCCUCCUGCUGGCGACGGCGCACAUCGCGGCCGCAGAGUGGCUGGGCGAGGAUGUUGUUCUGCUAUGCUUGCCGGAGGUCAUCCCUGUGCUUCUCUGGUUCAGCCUCCAUCUCGACCGUAAACCAGGAAGCAGCUCCAUCAUCAGCGUUGACAAGUUGAAACCACACAGAAAUUGGCUCAUCUUCCUCGGUGCAAUGGUGGUAGCUCCUCCUUUUGCUUACCUGGCCAACUCCAUGGAUGAAGUUGGGCUCUCCGGCUGGUCUACGACAUUCCAGGUGUCAUGUGGCGUCUCAGGGAUUCUGAGCUACUACCUUGUGUUCAUGCUAAGUCACUGGCCGAAGAAACAAGUAGCAGCUGCUGGCAAGGAUGGUGGGGCUUCCGGUAUGCUCAAAUUAUGGGCAUACGCUUUACUCAUAGCGGCGGCUGCGUCCCUGCUGCUCAGGUGUCUGGUUUCUGCCCGGCUUGGUCUGCAACUACCACUGCAUGCAACGGUUAUAUAUGUUAGUAAUGCUUUGGGUUUUAACUACUCAAAUUAGUAUAAUGAUCUUGUUGUGUACCAUAUCCAGUGUUGUGUAGUGUUUGUAAAAUACACGCGGUGCUGUAUGUGUGUGUACACUGUACAUACAUGCAUACAUAAUUACAUAUACGGCGGCAUGUAUGUGUGUCAGUUUGCAUGUUAAUACUGGAGUCUUGGGUGCA